GGGACUCAGUGAGGACUGUGGGAAAGGAGCGUGCCAUCCGGAGGCAGAAGAGGAGUCUCUUGUCCGUCUGUGUCCAUGUCUCCGCUCUGUUCUGACAAAGACCCCCAGCGUCCCGCUCGCUAUCGUUCUUCCACCUCUGGAUUUAAGUCAGCUGGAAUACCGCCGGGACUCUCCGCUCAUCAUUCCGCGCUGCCACGUUUGGAUGGGAGGCAAAGUUGGACCUCUGAGGACGGUACGAUGGGCGACAAACACUUUGGCUUCUCUUGCGCUUUUAAGAGUUUCCUAGCAUCAGGGAUGACCUCACUUUUCUUCAGUAAAAGAGUUUUUAUAUGUGACAGAAAUUGAGCUCCUUCUUUUUUUCUUUUUUUUUUUUGGUCCGUUAAAAGUAGGUUACCUAUUUGGGAAUGCACAAUUUCAAACUUGACUGAUGAGGUACCUCUGGACGUGAAAGAUGAGUGGAGAAGAGGGAUAGAAAUAUGUUUCCGUGCUCACCUUUCAGAAAUGAGUUCUAGCCUCGGUCUGAAAAUGUGACUGUAGCACAUAUUAGUGCUCUUCAGUACCUUUAUAUUUUUAUUUUUGUCCUUUACUGGACUCUUUACAGUGGACUACAUCUGAUCUUACACAUCUUCCCUCUCCAAGGGAACCAUCAAGCUAAACUCCUCGCUGUUAACCCACUUAGUUGACCAAUCUCCCCUUUGGGGGCUUCCAUAAAACAUCUGUCCUACUCUAGUUUUCUUGAGGAAAGCAAAAAGACAAGCCAGCAAAGGGAGCACAGGGAAGGAAGGCACCCCCCCCUCCCGAAGGCGUGAGGGGGGCAGAAGAUGGCAGCUCUCGCCAGCUCUCUCAUCAGACAGAAACGGGCAGUAAAGGACGACCAAGCCAACCGACCGGUUGCCAACAAGCGCAAGCCCUGUCCCAAGAGCAACAAGUCCUUGUGCCAGAAGCAGAUCCUGGUGUUGAUAUCCAAGGUCCGACUAUGCGGGGGUCGGAAAGUUCGCAACGAAAAAAGACCAGAGCCUCAGCUGAAAGGCAUCGUUACGCGACUGUACAGCCAACAUGGAUUCUACCUGCAGAUGCAGCCUGAUGGCAACUUAGGCAGCACAAAGGAUGAAAGCAGCGCAUUUUCUCAGUUCAACUUAAUUCCGGUGGGACUGCGGAUUGUGGCAAUUCAGGGGACAAAAACAGGGUUGUACCUCGCCAUGAACAGCGAAGGAUAUCUCUAUACCUCGGAGCACUUCACUCCCGAAUGUAAGUUCAAGGAGAGCGUGUUCGAGAACUAUUAUGUUACGUACUCGUCCAUGCUCUACCGCCAGACCCAAUCCGGACGCUCCUGGUAUAUUGGCAUUAACCGCGAUGGUCACAUCAUGAAGGGCAACCGGGUGAAGAAGACCAAAGCAGCCGCACAUUUCCUGCCCAAAGUCAUAGAAGUCGCAAUGUAUAAGGAGCCAUCGCUCCACGAGCUCGUCAGCGAACCGGUGAGUCCUCCGCGGAAGACGGCAAAGACGUCCGACUCGCCAACACUCAAGAAUGGACGGAAAGAGUCUCCUCAGGUUGACGCCUCAUAGCACAGGAGAUUGAGGGUGGGACAAAAAGGGUAAAAGUGACACUUGGAACUCCGUUGUCCGUAAUGUACUGAGCGUCGCUGAAGAAACAGCACUCCCUGGCUACCGUGUUCCAGAACUGCACUUCCAGAUGCUGAGAGGUAAAGGGCCAGCAUUUUAAGGCCCAGAAGGCCUGAAAAAGGAGUCACCACCCUCACCUGAAGCCACAGAAAGAAAGCCCAGGGUCUGUAAUACCCUACUCAACCUUCUCAUGUAUGUCUCUCUCUCUCUCUCUCUCUCUCUCUCUCUCUCCCUCUGUCUCCCCUGUGACUUCUUAAUGCACGGGUUCCUUUAUUUGCCAGACUCAAGCUUCUUUUUCCUAUUUGCUGUCUUGUACUCAAUGUUCAGCUUUCACAAAUUUCCCUCCUGAUUCAGCAUUGUAAUCCUAACCCAUGGGGAGCUCCUUUUGAGCCUCAAAGUUGGGUGACAACCUGGUUCCACUGCCGCCAGCUCUCCGCCCACCAGCUAAAGUAAUACCCACGGUCUUUUAAAGCUUAAAUCAAGAUGAAAGGAAUCAGAGAGGAAAAGCAAUCAGCAGGAGGCCCGAGUCAGGUCGCACCAUCAGCCCAACAUGAGCAAAGCAAGUUUCUGACGUCGAAACCUAAAAACCAGUCGUCAAUGCUGUUCUUCUUCUUCCUGUUUAUCUCAUAAAAGUUACAAUUUAUUAUGGCUUCUGCUUGUGAAAUAUAAGAAAGAUACUAAAAUUGCUGAAUUCUAGCGUUGAAAUAACAAGGUGCUAUAACGAUGGUAAAAGUCAGACAAAAGAAAAAGUGCAAUUAAAAUAAAACAAGAUCUAAAGAAAUAUUAAGUAAAGAAAAAACAUAUUUAUCAUAACUGUUUCUCAAUAGAUUAAUUUUAAAACUUAAAUUUAGAGGAGGAAAUGUGGACAACUCUCCAUCCUUCGCUCUCCGUCCUUUACUACCACACGAUCCCUAAUUACUGCACAUGCUCAUCAAAGGUAACAAAUGAGCAACCUGGACACAAAGUUAAACCCAGGGCGCAUCCGAGUUCAGAUGCAUGGGAAAAGGUGCAAGUAAUGUAUACUUCAGUCAACAUCUGCUGUCAGCAUAAAACUGGGUUUGAAGCCCAACAUCAAAGCCAGAGAGCCUAUGAGCCGCAGCACUUGUUAUUCUGAGGACGUCUGGCAGCUUAUCCACUCACUCGCUUUAUCAAAUCACCUUGGAAGAACCCUCCCCUCCCAAAAAAAAAAAAGGAAAGAAAAUAAUGGAAUUGUCUGAGUAAAUGUCUUGGUGUGACAGUGUUUUAACCCCGGUGGGUGGAUGUGAGCCGAUGGAUCGUUAGAGUUUGUGCGUCUGUGUGUGAACAACAGCCUGCGCAUGGGGACAGACAGGGGGAAACGUGGGUAACAUCCUCUGUGUCCUUCACACCGAGCUCAGCGUCGUGUCUUCAAUACGUCGGCUCCAGCGAGUAAGUGAUACUCCAAUCCGUCUUGUGAACCAUUCACAAUGACUCUCGUCCCGUGUACGUUUUUAAAUAGCACGGUUUCAGGGCCACCUCUUAGGGAACGUGCUUUAGCCCAUUCGGUGCAGUACAACAUUUUAUCAGUUGUUUUUUUUUUUUUUUUACUUUUAUGGGGGAUGAUGUUCUAGGCUAUAAAAACAGAGUCAUCAGCGUAUGUGUUUACCGUGCACCCUGCUAAAACCACAGGCGGAAAAAAGACGAGCCACACACGUCAAACCUUUGCUUUGUUGGUUAAAUACUGUAGAUACUAGUGGACGUAGAGGACAAACUAGGAAAGAUGCUCAUCAUGCAUCUAACACAAGUGGUAACAUAACGCCAGUGAUGGUUACAGGAUGUAAUACAGAGGGUAUUUGAAUGUGCACUGCUGAGGGUAAAAAGCAAGUCUGAAAUAAAAGAGUGAAACUGCAAAAGAGGUUAUGUCGCUCGGAAGCGGUUGGUUAGAGAAAGUGAAGGAUUAGCAGGUGUAUUCUUGUGGAAUGUCGAUAAGAAAUUUAUGCAGCAAAGGAAGCAGGGGAGGUGUGGCUGUGUCGUAUGCAGCAUGUUGAUAUGAUAAUGAACGUGAGACAAAGAGGCACGCAAGGCACCGCGUUCAGUUUAUGACAGGGGGUAGUUAGAGAGAAUCCGUUGAAGGGCUUUGCUCAACUCUCCCUUCCCCCCUCAGACUAAGUCUUUGAAUUUGUUGGGAGUUUUUUGCAAGAGGACAAUCCCUUACUUUGUGUUGGGAUAUUUUACCCAAGUGGCAAAUUCAGUACCAUAGACCUUUAAAUCUCUACUUGCGUCUUCUCACCCGGGGAAUUCAGCAUGCUCAAUCUGAGUUCUAGCUGUGCAUCACUAACCACUGUGUAAUAUCAGAGUGUUCGCACAACAGUCAGCUCACAGUUGUGCUUUUAGAAGAUGUCUAUAAGCCUAAGAUAUGAAAGUAUAUGGAGGAGCAAAGAUUUUUCAUUGACCACAUUUUACUCCUAGAGCAUACAGAAUCCAGGCCACUGUGAUAAUGGCGUAUAUGGGGUGGGAGGUCAUUUACAAUUCCUUACACUCUAUAAAAUUAAACUAGUAACUAUGUAAUUAUAAUAUGUUCUCUUUAUAUGAACUUUAUAUAACUUAGAGUGGAAUUAUGUUUUACUUCAUAUAACUUCAUAUAACUUUCAGACCAACAACAAUGAUACAGGGCAGCAUGGAUGCUGGUCAUUUCACUCCUUUGCCAUUGUUUGUAGUUUUGGUCGUUUCAAAUCAAACUUUUUGGUGCUGUUUACCCAGCAACGUCAAGUGUGUGUCAUUUUGUACAAGCCAAGAGGAAGCUUUCUACCUGCCUUGAUGGCUAUUUGACUAUUCAAAGAAAUUUUCUUUUGUAUACUCCUAUUUAACUGUAAAGAAAUAGGGUUGUGUAGCUCCAAUAAUCUACCAGAGGGAGUUCAGUUUCAUUUACCUUAGUUUAAUCAGGAGCCAUAAUCAAUCAUAUUUUAUGUCAACUGCGCAAAAAAAGAAUUAGAGCUAUAGUAAAUUGAAAUAGGAUGUGUUUUUUAGCUCGUUGUCUACUUAUCUAUGAAACUGGAGAACCGAAUAACCAUUGAUUUUUUUUUUUAUAUUUCAUGAAAAAUUAAAAAGACAAUACAAGUGUUCACAAUCCCUUAUGUGUUCAAAACAUGUGUGUUUUCACAUUUGUGAGAAAUGGAAGCAGGAGGGGACAAAAUGGCAGCAUAUGUGUGCAAAAUUGGGCUUCAAAUUGCCAAAGGGUUGAUCUCACUCAGAGCCGAGCGCAACAGAUCAUUUAAAAGAAUUGGAACAAAACUCACCAAAUAGGUGUGUAAAACACUCAUAAAAUUCCAGUUUAAAAUAGAACAAUUUGCAAUUGGAUUAGUAAUUCAAAAUUUUAAGUGACUUUAAAACCAUACCUUUUUCUUUCCAAACAAUUGCCAAAUUGUAACAUUAGAAUAAGUUAGAUGACAUCCAAUUCAGUUUGCAGUUGUAAAUCAGUAAAACAACGAAAGGUAUUUUCUUGCUCUGUAAUCAGCCAAACUGCGGCAGCCAUGUUGGAUUUUGGGACCGAAGUUGAUAACACAGUAAAUAAUCCUUUCAAGUCAAAAUUACAACUUCAGCAGAUUUUGAGGUGAUCUUCCCGACUUACAGCGCUGAAAAUCCUUUGUCUCGUGGUUCAUAGUUACAGGUCGCUUGAAUACCUGCCUGACCUAAAAACCUUGUGGGACAUAAACGUUGUCCUCUAGGAAUGUUUAUGACGGCACACGGUGUACGUGUCAAUAACACAUUUGCGAUGGCAGAACCCCCAUCUGAAAAGGUGGUACCUAACACAACAAAUAAUCUGUAUGCUCUAAGAAAAGCAAUGCGAGGAGAGUCCAACACCAAUAAAUGAGUAAACCGUGACCUAGAAUAAAAGACACAAAAAGUAAAUAUCUAUUUCUUUUGAAUUGGCACAUUAUUAUUAAAUGCAAGCUACAAACAUUUGAAUUAAACUUUUGAGUGAAGCUGAGCUCAAAACAGGGCAAACGUGAAAGAGUUGCACGACAGGUUGCACAUGCAUUUGUCGGGUAGCAUGCCGAACCCUAAAGCGCGAUUGGUGCUCGCCUGUGCAAUAGCGAAGAAUGUCGCAGGUAAGUUGUUUGCUGAUGAUUUUGCAAGUAGACAGACGGGAACAGAGAAUGUCGGGCAGUAGAAAAGAAACAGUCACCGAAUGUAAGAGAGGACGUUUAAAAUGGUAAAGCGUGCGGUUUCUCUGAUGGGAUAGGUGUUGUAGGUGAGGGAAGAAAACUCAGUUAGAGUAUUAAGAUGAACGUUUUGGUCUGAAGAGAUCUGACACUUUUUAUACCGGUGAAAAUACAUUAACUGGGUUUUUUUUUUUUUUAAAUAAUAAUAAUAACGAACAGUGAGGUGUUAACAAGGAAAACAAAAAAAACACUUCAAUUCGUGUGCCCACACAUGAGCUUUUCAUCUCCCGAACAGCAGCAUCUACACCCCAUUAACCCUCUCUUCAACAUUAUGUUGCCUGUGUAGGCGUAUACUUACAGCGUCUUUAUAAAGCUCUGAGUGGUUGCGUGCUUGUGUGCGUCAAUGAGUUAUAGGAGGGCGAAACAAAAAGAAAGGGGCACAAGACUGAGACAGUCAUCAAGCAGAUUGAAUAAAACAGAAAUUGAAUAAACUCAGACUCAAAAAACACAACUGAACAGACUGAAUCAAAAACAAGUUUUCUGUUGUAAAUAAAGGGGAAGAAAGAAGUGAUGUUUUACUGCAUUCUUCAGUUUUACUGUUCUUCAAAAUAGAAGCAUGUUGCACCUUAAAAUAAAUGUUGUCUAAAAUAUGUCAGAUUUAACUCAUCAUCUUGAAAGGCCCCUUGAAACAUUUUGAUUUUUUUUUCGCAGUAUAGUAGGACAAACGGGCAAUAAUGCCUACUACACAGAAUUUAUUCUUCCUAAGUGUUUGAGAAUCCAAAGCUAUAUUGCACUGAACAGCUACCAAAAUCCAGGGAACCUUCAAGCAGACGACCGGGUCUUUGAUCUGAAGUGUUUUGUGAACAACCAACCAGACGUUCUGAUUGUGUUGUGCCUGAAUCCUCUGGUACUUUUGGUGCACAUAGUAAAACUGGUCUGAGCUAUGCAUGUUUGGAAUAGACUGUUAUUGUUCCCAAUGAUCCGUUGCGUGAAUUGUCCAAAACAGACGCAAAAAAAAAAAAUGUAAUUCAUGGCCAAACUUAACUCCAGACAAUGGUGAUUAAACUGUAGCUCGUCUCUGUCGAAUCAUGGUUCAAUAGUCAGUUUUAUUAUAUCAUUACAAGAACAUCUGUUAUACUAUUAGUCCAGUAUCCUCAGUUCAGUUACAGUUUAAAAGUAUGUAUGACUAGCUCCCUCUAAUGGUUUGAAUUGGUGGCUGUAGGUUACAACAACAAAUAAGGACACACUGGUUUAAUUAUGAAAGUUUUUUUUUUUUUUAUUACACUUUCUACACAAAAAGAAUCUAUCAUUAGAAUUUCACACAAGGAUUUAAAUCUGUCCCAUGAAUCAAUUUUAUUUUUCACUAAAAUGACACUGACCCUACAGGACGGUUAUGAAUACAGCAGUGGCUUACUGAAAGCUAAAAGAAACAUCUGUGAUGUGAAAAUAAAUGGAAGACAAUGUGAAGUAAAGUUCAGCAAAAUGAAAAUAUUGUGUAUUCGCAAAAAUGAUUUUGUUUUCUGAAAUGCCGUCGCAAAAUCACAGGUGCUAGAAUCUGGAAUUUUAAACAUUCAAAGCAAUAGGCGGGACUUUGUUGUGAGAUCCCUUGUGGUUGUUCUUGAAAGUGUACUUAGGAAUUCUCAAAAUGUGCAGAAUCUCCGCUUGAGAUAAAAGUGUGCUUCUGGCCAACAAUACCUGCCCUAAUGUGUAAAACGAAUGGAAUGCUGCUUGCUCUUUCAAUAAUACAGUGUUUGUGUAUCAGAUGUUUUUUUUUCCCCCUGCCUUUUUUUAUUCUCUGAAAUGGGCUUAUCAGUGUUGUUGUUUUAUUCUGUUAAAAGAAAUUAGUUGGGGUUUUUUUUUUGUUGUUAUUUUUUUUCCUCUGGUCAAGUAAAUCUCUCAGUGGAAGGAAGACACAUUUUUUUUAUCAUUUCUAAAAUUGUUUCAUGUGUUUGGUCAGCACUGUUGUAUCCAAAAUUGUAUGAAAUCCUGAGUGAAGUUCAUCCAGACUGAAUUCUGCUGUGAGAGUAAGCUCUGUGUGGAAUGAAAAUGCAUUGCUGUGGGGGUAACGCUUUGCUUCAAUGUAAGUGUUUGCCUCCUCGCCCCCAACUCUCUUACAGACUUUUGACUUCUCUCCUCUCAGACCAGUCGUCUUCCAAAAACACUAACUCCUACUUUUUUAUUCAACAAACCAACAAAGAAGCCAUGACUGUAAAGAGAAGGACUUGGCUGUAGUCAGAGAGUAGGCCAGACUCCUGAGACGCUUCCUGAGCGUAAACAGGGAUUAAGCCACAUGUUGGACUCCUCUCCACGAGAGCCCAAAGAUACACCACGAUCCGUAUGUACGGGCUUUCUUGAACUCUCCAAGUGGAAGAGACGCAGAAACGAAGACCAGCAAUAUGCAACGAGAACUACCAGCCUGCACUCAAGGAGCCCAAACAAACCCAUAAGGCUAUCUAACAAUCAGUGGUGUGCAAUAAUAAUAAAAAAAGGUAUUUCUAGACUCACUGUUUUUUUUAAAGCAUGCAUACAAUGGCUGUUUAAGGAUGACUCCCUCUCAGUAUCCACAGCGACAUGCCCCUGAUUCACCCUCUCUCCAUUUUAACCUGUGUACAUUUCAACAACCUCUACAUGAAUUAAAGGGAAAUGUCUUAUUCUGAUAUAUUAUUCAAUAAAAUAACAUAUAUUUGUA
Fundulus heteroclitus (mummichog) is the source of this 8432-nucleotide messenger RNA. RefSeq names its product fibroblast growth factor 11b (gene fgf11b). Gene Ontology annotation, molecular function: growth factor activity; fibroblast growth factor receptor binding. The record is from RefSeq and is a predicted model, not a curated record. Gene Ontology annotation, cellular component: cytoplasm. Gene Ontology annotation, biological process: positive regulation of cell population proliferation; cell differentiation; fibroblast growth factor receptor signaling pathway. Lineage: Eukaryota; Metazoa; Chordata; Actinopteri; Cyprinodontiformes; Fundulidae. The coding region runs from base 822 to 1565 and encodes 247 amino acids. The transcript is spliced from 5 exons.